AAAUAAACUUAUUACAGUACAAAAAGAAAAUGAUCAACUUAUUCAAGGAAGUCGUGAGUCGUUUAAAAGAAAUGUGUCGGGAAUGUCAUUUGAAUCUAAUGAUAAGAUAUCAUCUGAUAGCAGUACUACAGAGACUCUGAUUGACAAAGAUCAUGAUGAUACGGUCAACCCAUUAACGUUAGAGCAACGAAUAACCGAAUUAGAACAUUCCUUAAAAUUGUCGAAAUCUGAGUGUGUUAGGUUGAAUGAAAAAUUGGCCCAGAUACAAGUUGAAUACUUAAAUGCUGUUAAUGAUAAAGAUCAAUUAACACUAGCGAAACGAGAAUCAGAUAAAAAGGUCAAAGCUUUGGAAGCACAAUUAGAAA
Molecule: messenger RNA, 365 nt
Organism: Racocetra fulgida
Lineage: Eukaryota; Fungi; Glomeromycota; Glomeromycetes; Diversisporales; Gigasporaceae
Source: the annotation of a GenBank genome assembly